AACCUCAAACAGGUAGCUCUUUCCAUGGCGGCAGGACUCUCAACCGCCGUUACAUUCAAACCUCUCCACCGCUCUUUCUCCUCCUCCUCCUCCGAUUUCCGCCUCCGCCACCCAAAAUCCUUAUCCGGAUUCUCUCCGUCUCUCCGAUUCAAAGGCUUUUCUGUCUGUUACGUCGUGGAGGAGCGAAGACAGAACUCUCCGAUUGAGAACGAUGAACGACCGGAGAGCACGAGCUCCACCACCGCCAUAGACGCCGAGUAUCUCGCGUUGCGUUUGGCGGAGAAAUUGGAAAGGAAGAAAUCAGAGAGGUCCACUUAUCUAAUCGCUGCUGUGUUGUCAAGCUUUGGUAUCACUUCUAUGGCUGUUAUGGCUGUUUACUACAGAUUCUCUUGGCAAAUGGAGGGAGGUGAGAUCUCAAUGUUGGAGAUGUUUGGUACAUUUGCUCUCUCUGUUGGUGCUGCUGUGGGUAUGGAAUUUUGGGCAAGAUGGGCUCAUAGAGCUCUCUGGCAUGCUUCUCUAUGGAAUAUGCAUGAGUCACAUCACAAACCAAGAGAAGGACCGUUUGAGUUAAACGAUGUUUUUGCUAUAGUGAACGCUGUUCCUGCGAUUGGUCUCCUCUCUUAUGGAUUCUUCAAUAAAGGACUCGUUCCUGGUCUCUGCUUUGGCGCCGGAUUAGGAAUAACGGUGUUUGGAAUCGCCUACAUGUUUGUCCACGAUGGUCUGGUGCACAAGCGUUUCCCUGUAGGUCCCAUCGCCGACGUCCCUUACCUCCGUAAGGUCGCCGCCGCUCACCAGUUACAUCACACAGACAAAUUCAAUGGUGUACCAUAUGGACUGUUUCUUGGACCCAAGGAAUUGGAAGAAGUUGGAGGAAAUGAAGAGUUAGAUAAGGAGAUUAGUCGGAGAAUCAAAUCAUACAAAAAGGCCUCCGGUUCCGGGUCGACUUCUUGACUUCAAACAAGUUUUAUAUCCCAAAUUCUUUUUUGUCUUCUCUUAUGAUCAUCUUAAGACGGUCUAUGUUGAUAAAUCCUAUAUGCCGAUUUUGAUUUUAAUGAAGAUUUUUUAAUAUAAAUAGUCUAAUUAU
Arabidopsis arenosa is the source of this 1084-nucleotide messenger RNA. The record is from the annotation of a GenBank genome assembly. NCBI's taxonomy places the organism in Eukaryota, Viridiplantae, Streptophyta, Magnoliopsida, Brassicales, Brassicaceae.